This is a messenger RNA of Suhomyces tanzawaensis NRRL Y-17324, 1332 nucleotides long. RefSeq lists its product as uncharacterized. The coding region runs from base 1 to 1332 and encodes 443 amino acids. The record is from RefSeq and is a predicted model, not a curated record. The transcript has a single exon. Lineage: Eukaryota; Fungi; Ascomycota; Pichiomycetes; Serinales; Debaryomycetaceae. Gene Ontology annotation, molecular function: flavin adenine dinucleotide binding; oxidoreductase activity, acting on the CH-CH group of donors.
AUGAGUGUUAAAGACGAAAUCCCAGCUAUCUUCCUCGACAAAAUUUCCCCCAAGGGACUUGAGUACAUCCAAAAGACCAAGGACUUUGUCAAUGACUGGUGUAUUCCUGCCGACCAGCUCUAUCACGACCAAAUCUCACUCGAACCAUCCAAGAGAUGGAAAAGCACUCCCGAGGUCACUGGGAAAUUGAAGGCCAAGGCCAAAGAAUUGGGCCUCUGGAAUAUGUUCUUGUCCAAGCACUAUCCCGAGGGCCCAGGGUUCACCAACUUGGAAUAUGGUCUUAUGGCUGGCUACUUGGGCCGCUCGUUCUGCGCUCCAGAAGCCACCAACACUAACGCUCCAGAUACGGGAAAUAUGGAGCUUCUUGCCAAGUACGGUACUCCCUGGCAUAAGGAAAAGUACCUCAAGCCUUUAUUGAAUGGAGAUAUCAGAUCUGCCUUCUUGAUGACCGAGAGAGGUACUUCGUCUUCCAAUGCGUUGAACAUCUCUUGUUCGGCUAAGAAAAACGCCAAGGGUAACUACGUCAUCAAUGGGCUCAAAUGGUUUGCUUCUGGUGCUGGUGACCCCAGAACCACCGUGUGGUUAGUGAUGUGCAAGACCGACGACAAUCCAGAUGCACCAUACCGCAACCAUACCGUCUUAGUAUUGGAUGCCAAAAAGGCUUUGGCUUCUGGCAGAGCUAAAAACCUCAGACCUUUGGAUGUGUUUGGAUACGACGACGCACCACACGGACACUGUGAAAUUGAAUUCAACGACUACGAGGUGGAUGCUGAGGAAAUGAAAAAUGUGGUUUUGGCUGACGUUGGCAGGGGUUUUGAGUUGAUCCAGUCCCGUUUGGGCCCUGGAAGAAUCCAUCACUGUAUGAGACUCAUUGGUGCUGGUGAGUUUGCGUUGAUCAGAGUCCAGCACAGAGCCAACCAUAGAAUGAUCUUUGGUAAACCUUUGAUGCGUUGGGAGUCCUAUCUUAACCAGUUUGCCCAGUUCAAGAUUGAUAUCCAAAAGUGCCGAUUAUUAGUGUUGAAUGCAGCACACAAGAUCGACAUUUCCGACGCCAAGGGUGCUCAACAGGAAAUCGCCAUGGCGAAGAUAGAAACCCCAAGAACCAUCUUGAAGGUGCUCGAUUGGGGUAUCCAGAUGUUUGGUGCCGAGGGUGUCUCUAACGAUGUCGAGCUUGCUAGAAUGUACGCCCAUGCCAGAACUUUGAGAAUUGCUGACGGUCCAGAUGAGGCCCAUUUAGGCCAAUUGGCUAGACAAGAGAUGAAAAAAUAUAAGGAGGCCGAUAAAUUCUUUGAGAGACAUGCUGCUCAACAAGCCAAGAUUGCCAAAUUGUGA